Messenger RNA from Petromyzon marinus (sea lamprey), 3532 nucleotides. RefSeq names its product transmembrane protein 160 (gene TMEM160). Lineage: Eukaryota; Metazoa; Chordata; Hyperoartia; Petromyzontiformes; Petromyzontidae. The record is from RefSeq and is a predicted model, not a curated record.
UAAAGUUUUGCUGGCUGGAGGGAAGAAGAGACGUUACGAGUCGUGGAAAUAUAAAAAAUGAAUAGAUUUGGAGACGUCAGAACCCGCCGGAAAACCCGGGUCAAAACACAACGGUGAAAGGUCUUCGCUGCGAUAAAUAUCGCCACACUGUGGCCAGGCAAACAGACGCAACACACGGACAGAGAGACUGACGGAGACACAAACAUACACACAUACCGACAGAAGGACACAUAGCCAGUGGGACAGAGAGAGAGGGACAUAAAGAGAUGUCCACGAGGCUGGCAAUGCCGCGUCUCCCCGCGGCCUUGAGACGCGUGAUCGCCGGGACGCGGGGCGGCGGACCCGGACCACCCCGUCCUGCCGGGGAGAUCUGCCCGGGAUGGUGGCCCGUCCUCGGUAGGGUUUCUAUGCAAGAAAGGGGGACCGGGAUGGGUGUUGAAACUGGCGCACAUAGCACGUCUUGGCUGCCCGUCCUCGCUGGGAUUUACAGGCAAGGCGGGGGGUUCACUCUAGGUACGAGGCCGUUAUCCGCUACAGAGUCAUGCCGGGGAUGGUUGUUGAGCGUCCUCGGAAGGGUUUCUAGACAAGACCGGGAGCCCGGCGUCCGUGGCCACCUUGCGUCUGUAAGGGUUUCCUGCCGGGUACGGUGGCCCGAUCUCGGUAGGGUUCCUAGGCAAGGCCGGGGCGGACUCGGCCCGUACGUCGGCUUCACCGCAGGCCCUGUUCGGGGUGACCCUAUCCAAGCCAUGGUGGCGCUACCGGCGGUCGGACCCCGCAGGGAGAGCCGGGGGCUCCACACGGGGAUGCACUACGGGGCCAGGCGAACCCUGCAGGGGCAAGGGGAUGGACCCGGACAGCAGGGAGCCAGCCCUGGGCAGAGGACAGAGGCGCGGGGCAGCAGCGAGCUGGACCGGGCAGACGCAUGGAUGAUGAGGAAAGCACAGGAAACUGGGUACCUGUCUUGGCUGAGGAAUGGUCUUUUAGCCACUGGCAUUGGAAUAAUCGCCUUUGUGCAAAGCGACAUGGGGAGGGAGGCUGCCUAUGGGUUUUUUAUCCUGGGCGGGCUCUGCAUCUCGUACGGCACUGCCUCGCACAUGGCCAACAUAGCGGUGCUGCGGCGCGCGAUGAUGCUGUCGACGUCGGCCGUGGUGCUCAACACGGUCGGGGUCCUCAUGCUGGCCGUCUUGUGGCUCACGGCUGUGACGCUGUACGUGGGCCGCCUCGAGGUGGAGAUCGUGAGGGACAACGGCGGAGAGUGGGAUGAAGGCUGCGAGCACUGCCGAGGCCACGAGGGCGAAGAGGAGGGCAAAGGCAGGGCUGACAAGUGAAGGGGAUGGCGGUGAUCGAAAGGGGGCCCCAGUGGCUUUGCAUGAUUUGCGAAGUUGAGUUCCAUAAUGGAAAUAAAUAUAUAAGCAUGUGGGUUAUCAGCGACAGUAUCGUUCUUAAUGUUGGUUUUCUUUUGGAAAUGUUAACUUUAAAAAAAAAUUACUAACAAUUUUAUUUUGUGCAUAUUUUUUUAUUGUUUAAUAUUGUACGUUUGUCAUAACAAAAAUUGAGAGGUUCGACUAUUAUGUGAGUUUCUGAUGUGUUCUUACACCUUUCAUGCAAAAGUAUAUUCAUGGGUGGUUAAAACAGGUCUAAAAGAAACACUUUUUUUUAUACCACUUUUUAAUGUUUGAAUAUUGUACGUUCGGAAUAAAUAUUUCACAAUGGUAAAUUUAUUUUAUUUUAGACCUGUUUUCACCACCAGUGGAAACUUUUGUAUGCAGUCUAAGAACGUGCCAGAACUGUCAUAUAAUUUUAUAAUCUCUCAUAUUUUGUUUCCUUAAAUUUCCCAAAAACUGAAUUCAGAAUGAAGGGUGAUUUUUCAAAUAUCUGCAACUUUUUUGAUUUUCACAACACAUCCGUACCGCAACCAAAGGCGACAUUUCCUGAUUUGUUUCAAAAUACAUUGGUUUGAUGUUUAAAAUAUGUGUGGUUAAUUUUGCCCAUCUGUGCAAUUACCUACUAUAAUCACCCAGAAAUGUCUGUCCGUCCUAUGUGUGACGUCACUCCACAUGAGGCCCACCCCCCUCAUUAGUAUUUAUGAGUGGGUGGAUUUUCACAACCCAGAGGAAGGUCGAGCUGAAUUAAAUAAUUGAUUACGCAAAGUCGCUUUAAAUAUGACGUUUCUUUAUAGAAAGUGACGCUAAAAAAUGAAUCUAUGCAGCAUAGUGCUACAUCCGUGCGCGAUGUCACUGCAAAAGAGCCCCCCCCCUUCAUAUUCAUGCAUGCGUGGAAAUUUACACUAACGCACAAGGUCGCGCGCUCCACAUACUGCACCCCUCCCCUCAUUAAUAAUCAUGAAGGGGUGACGUCACUCCACAUGCCGCAUCCCUCCCCAAUAACCAUUAGUGGGUGACGCCACUCCACAUGGGGCAACCCCCCCCCCCCCUCAUUGAUAAUCUUGAGCUGAACAAUUUUUAUCUUGAAUAUUUCAGAUUUACUGCAAUAUACACCCGUCCUUCGACAGGCAAAAAAGCUAGUUGGAACAUAUUUAAAUAACUCAUUUCUGUUAUCGGCGAGUGUGGAGAAACGUGGCCUUGACACUGAUGAAAGAGCUGAAGCAAUGUCAUCACCCAAUGCUGGAAUCUUUCCAUGGGACUUCGUGUUAUUGGACGAUGUCCUCUGUGGCACUUUAUGAGACCUGAACCCCAGAAUUACUUUUCGAGCAGCCGCCUUCAUCUUUCCACAACCCGGUGACCCCCAAUUAACACCACCACCACAUCAACGUUAAUUAUAAGUCUGUACACUCAUACUCAACCCGUCUUGGCGCUCCUUCUAGGGCCAGACUUACAUUUUUGGAAACCGUUGAUGACCUUCUAGAAGAGGCUUGAAAACUUGGGAUAAUGUUGAGGUGAGUUUAGCUCGAACAAUAGCAGAACGCAGAGUAAUAUUGCGGAGUUGGGUAGAUAUGUAAUACAAAUGAUGCUGAAGACUAGUGAAGUGUGAAAUAAAAACAUUGCAUGUGCUAACUGACAAUAUAUUUUUUUACAAGUGGUCUCAAUAUGGAAUUGCUAGAACAAAUAUAGCUGCAAGGCUUCCCCAGUGAGUUUAAUAUCAGCAGGUGCGUUUAGAAGAGAAGAGCAUUUGCUUAUGAACCAGCGCCGACAGUAUGAUAUGAAACAGUAUUUAAUUUUUUUUUUUUAAACCAAUGUUUGUCUUGGUGAAUUUUAUUGCAUUAUAUAAAAGCUCCACAGAUUAAGUUGCCAUUAAAAUUACUGUAGAGCAUUUAACAAGUGUAAAAUAUAGAACAGCACUCACCUGGCAUUACAAAAUGCAAAUAUUAAACUUGAGAGACAAACACGCACAUGUAAAGCCUUCAAAAGAGAGAUUUUACCCAAAUGCUAUGAUCUUGCACUGGAUAAAUAUUGAGUGUUGGUAUAUACAGUACUUAUUUAUGGUAUGGUGGACAUUACUACUAAUGUGGUGUGUGGUGUAAGCCUGUUGCAGAUAUACCAAUCAAUAAAUAUUUUUUAUUUAAAAAAAACGG